Messenger RNA from Phytophthora megakarya, 537 nucleotides. The record is from the annotation of a GenBank genome assembly. NCBI's taxonomy places the organism in Eukaryota, Oomycota, Peronosporomycetes, Peronosporales, Peronosporaceae.
AUGCCGGACCAGGCCACCCAACGGACGGACACCAAGGAUAUCAAGGCGGAAAAUCGGACUGUCAUCAAGAAUAUCGAGCCGAAAAAGGAAAAUUUGAAUUGUCAAAGCCAGAUCAAACUCGAUCCCGGCGAAGUCUUCGAUGUCAAAUCCCCGAUCCACCCGACCGAUGGCGUCGACCAACGAGAUCCGCUGGCGGAAGGAACAGCAGCGACACCCCACAGGAUGCCGACGACGAGGAUAUAUUACAACGAGAGUCGCGAUCUCUCGGCUGAAGAUCUGGAGAGAAACCUUGCUGCCCUCCCCGAAAUCCCGAUCUCGACGACCGCGAAGGUCAGCAUCGAGGAUCUGCAGGUGGGAGACUCCGGGUCGGCCACACCCGAGGAGAUCGAGAAGUUCCGGCAGAUCAUUCGGAAGAAACGACACCUCCUCAUCGGCAAAGGGAACGCCUUACCCCCGGCGGUCAAAGGCGUCGUGUGUGACAUCGAUGUCGGAAAUGCGAAACCGAUCGUACUGCGAACCCGGAAAGUGCCCACGUGA